Molecule: messenger RNA, 1498 nt
Organism: Exophiala xenobiotica
Lineage: Eukaryota; Fungi; Ascomycota; Eurotiomycetes; Chaetothyriales; Herpotrichiellaceae
Exons: 2
Coding region: 131-1267 (378 amino acids)
Biological process (GO): protein import into mitochondrial intermembrane space
Cellular component (GO): mitochondrial intermembrane space
Molecular function (GO): protein-disulfide reductase activity
Source: RefSeq, a predicted model, not a curated record
CUCGAAGCCGUGGCUCUUUGCAUUUUGUUCUUUCCAGACUUUUCCCGUAGUCGUUCCUUGUACCUAGCGCUCUAUUAUGACUUUCCGCUCAUUACGACCUUGACACGCAGUUCGACAAGAAGUUUACGGCAUGUUUCGACCGACAGCAAGAAUCGCCCUGCGCUCCGCAGCUCAAUCCUCUCUCGCUCCAUCUCGGACUGCGGCGGGACGAAGGUUUGCCAGUUCAUCACCUGUCAAUGCGCGGCGCAGUUGGAAGAGCAGUGCUGUACGAUGGGGUCUCGCAGCCGCAUUCAUUUACUAUUACAAUACGAGUCCGGUCUUUGCGGAGCAACCUCAGCAUAAUCUGUUAAACCCCAACGUUGACGCCUACGAAGAUACUACUGGUACAACGUCAAUAGAAGAACUCACUUCGCGACGAGCGCGACAGGCCGAAAAGAACACCUCCGUCCUGAAAUCCGCCGCCGACAGCGUAUCUUCUGAGAAUGCAUCAACAUCAGUGUCUGCGGGCCAAGAGCACGAGCCGCACCAUGCGAGUUCCGUCGCGGCGCUGGAUGCCGAGCUGGAGGAAGAGGCACAGAGCGAAGGCGCAUUCAACCCGGAGACAGGCGAGAUCAACUGGGACUGCCCGUGCCUAGGCGGCAUGGCCCACGGGCCUUGUGGGCCUGAAUUCAAAGAGGCCUUUUCCUGUUUCGUCUUCUCGACAGAAGAGCCAAAGGGCAUGGACUGCAUAGACAAGUUUCAGAAUAUGCAGCAAUGUUUCCAGAGGCAUCCGGAUGUGUACAAGGGCGAGCUAGAGGAUGAUGAAGAACUUGAUGCGGGACUCGAGGUCGAGAGACAAGAAUUGGUCAAUGAGAUUGCGGAGCGGAAGAGACAACAGCGAGAGGCGGAGCCGCAGCACCGGUUAUUGGAGGAGCCUACUUCAGCGCCUUCACCUGUGAAGCAAACCAAGCGAGCGGCACCGAAGAGGGGGGAGCAGCCUGCGGGACCACAAGCGACGCCUGCGAAGGGCGAAAGCAAACCUGCUGCACAGCCAGAAGCAACCAGCAAGCCCCCUCAAGAGGAAGGCAAGGUCAAGAUCCACGACGACGAGACGUAUUCGCCUGAGCGGGAGAACAUCCACGAAGGUCAGGAAUCGAAGCCAGUCUCACAGCCCAGGGACAAGGCGCCAGACGAGGCUGCUGUGCCAGAAGCACCGAGCGCUAUUCCAGCUGCAGCUCACGAUGCGAGACGGCACACCGGCGUGGUUCCCAGGCCCGACGAAAAGUAAAGGAGAAGGGAAGGAGAAGUGUACAUCAUCACAUCUGUACGAAAUCAUGUGCGGAUUCAUUUUGCAUAGCAAGGGCAAGAAAAAGGAGUCCGAUGAGGAGGGAAAUGUACACCAUUUGCAUUGCAAGAACCGAUCUGUACAGUACCUAAUGGUAGACGCCCAUGAUAAUAGCUCGCUCGAGAUUUUCGGGUUAGGAAAGGAUAAGGAAUAGAGACACUGUCCCCUCCAGCA